AUGCAACUCUUCAAGACUCUCCUUGCUGGCGCGGCUCUCAUUGCUGCUGUCGCUGCCGAAAAGCUCGCGUUCACCUCGUUCCCCAGUGGCCUAACGGCUGGACAGCCCUUCACCGUUACCUGGACUGGAGGCAACGCUGACCUGCCCGUUACCAUUACUCUACGUCACGGUCCAAGUGACGACCUCAAGGAUGUUUCUAUCUUGACCUCCUCUGCAACUGGUGGAAGCUACACCUUCACUCCAUCUACUUCUCUCGUCUCAGGCACCGACUAUGCUCUCCAGAUCUCCCAGGGCAGUGAAAUCAACUAUACCGGUCUCUUCACCAUCACUGGCGGCCACGGAACCCCAUCCUCCACCCCUGCUACCACCACUGCUUCUUCCUCUUCUUCCGGCGAACCCACCAAGCCAGUGACCAAGCCAGCCGUUACCUCCACCUCUCAGGCCAGCAUGUCUAUGACCAACUCUGCCAACCACACCACCAUGGUCACCAAGACCAGCACUGGCACCGCAAGCAUGGGAACUGCCACCACCACCAGCCACCGCAACACCACCAUGUCUUCCCCAACUCUCACUUCCCAGUCCCAAAGCGCUACUCUCACUCCAACUGCCACUCCUACCGGAGGCGCAGCCUCCUUGACCGCCCUGUCGAGCCCGCUCGCGCUCAUCAUGGCCGCCCUGGUCGCCUUCGCUUACCUCAACUAA
Messenger RNA from Nannizzia gypsea CBS 118893, 702 nucleotides. RefSeq names its product extracellular matrix protein. The transcript has 3 exons. Lineage: Eukaryota; Fungi; Ascomycota; Eurotiomycetes; Onygenales; Arthrodermataceae. The record is from RefSeq and is a predicted model, not a curated record. The coding region runs from base 1 to 702 and encodes 233 amino acids.